Molecule: messenger RNA, 6581 nt
Organism: Centropristis striata (black sea bass)
Lineage: Eukaryota; Metazoa; Chordata; Actinopteri; Perciformes; Serranidae
Product: transmembrane protein 163a-like
Exons: 8
Coding region: 322-1191 (289 amino acids)
Cellular component (GO): synaptic vesicle membrane
Molecular function (GO): zinc ion binding
Source: RefSeq, a predicted model, not a curated record
CUAACCCUAAACUGUGUCUAAGUGGCUCCGCGGACAGGCAGGGUGUUUACACUGAGGCUGCACAGCUCACUUCACACACAGGGAGUUGUCUCGCUGCUGAUGCUGGGGAGAUCAAUCCUUUAUCUCCCAUCUUCUCUGAUCGCCAUCUCCUCCUCUCCCCCUCUCCUUUGCGCAUCUGAGUCUUCACCGGUGGUAUCCUGGACGCGCUGGAUGGCUGGUGCACUUAGCGAGCCGGCGUGAAUCUUUUUUCCCAUCAUCAUCAUCAUUACUCAUCUUUCUCUGCCCUUUGAGCCUGAAAACAAACCAGCAACUGCAACAACAAUGACAGACCCUGCCGGCCAAGAGUCCUACCCCAUCCCAGACCCGACUAUAGUGGAUCCCUGCCCGGCUACGGUGCGGAACGGCCAGUGCGCCCCAGAUGGCUUCACCAACAACCACCACCAGCAAGCCAAAGCCCCCGGGCAGCCCGAGACGUUCACCACGGGCCAGGAGAUGAAAAUCACUGACAGUGUGGAGGGAGAAGGUCUCCUGGAGAGCAGCAUGCGCCUGAAGCCACAUGAGGCUCAGAGCUACAGGAAGAAGGCGCUCUGGGUCUCCUGGGUCUCUAUCGUGGUCACACUCAUACUGGCUGUGGCGGCUUUCACUGUAUCAUUCAUGAGACACAGCGCAUCAGCCUUUGGAUUUGCCUUUAAUGCCUCGCUGGACGUCCUGUCAUCACUCAUUGUCCUCUGGCGCUACUUCAAUGCAGCAGCUGUACACUCGGCACACAGAGAGUACAUAGCAUGUGUCGUGCUGGGGGUCGUGUUCGUUCUCUCCUCCCUGUGCAUCCUGGGAAAGGCCAUCCACGACCUGGCUACCCACAUGCCCCCUGAAGUGGACGACUUCCUCUACAGUGUGUCUAUAGUGAGCGGACUCACAUGUGCUGUGCUGGCUGUGGCCAAGUUCAUGCUGGGAAGAGUGCUGACUAGUCGGGCACUUAUCACGGACGGGUUUAACUCUAUGGUCGGUUCUAUCAUGGGAUUUUCCAUUCUGAUCAGCGCCGAAGUCUUCAAGCACCAUGCUGACGUCUGGUUUCUGGAUGGCACCAUGGGAGUUCUCAUAGGACUCAUCAUCUUAGCAUAUGGCAUCAAGCUCCUGAAGGACAUGGUACCCCGUGUGAGACAGACGAGAAACUACGAACGCUUUGAGUGAGAGUGUGUGUUGAAUGGAUGAGAAAGAUCAAACACACCCACACACCUGGCUGCCUCCUGCCCUCCGCCCUCUUCUCUCUGUCUUUCAUACACACCGUAACACACAUUUCACCUGCAUAUGCAGCACAUACAGACUCUAAACAUGUCCUCAUAUACACAAAUAUAUACGCACAUGCUGUAUAUAGUAUACUGUAUAUAGUGCAUUCAUACAUUCAGACAUAAACACACACACACACACACACACACACACAUGCAUGCACACACAAACAUCUGAGAGACUUUGAGGGAAAAGGAUGUGAUUGAAGACCACAUCCUGGAGAGAAAGAACUUCAAGUAACUUUUACUUUUUAUUUCUUGAAACCACCAGUUUAAAAAUUGCACCUAGAAUAAGGAAAAGGCCCAAGAUCUGAGACUCCUGUGUACCAACAGGAGCUUUGGAUUUGUUCGACCUGGAGUUACAGUAGUUGCUGUUUAGAUGACACCCUUCACAUCAUCACAGUUUACACACUGCAAGGGACGACUGUAUAUUGAUUUGUCCUCAAGGGUUCAGCUAUUGUCUAGUUGCUUUCAAUAUUAAGAAAAAAACCAAAUGGUGUAGAUUUUAUUUAACACCCUUAAAACCCAGGGUGGAGCGAGGGGUAGAGGUGGGGUUAGACCAAAAACUAAUUGAGAAAAAGCUUGUACCUGUAAUGCCAAAAUGCAUGCACAAGGCUGAAUAAUUAAUAAUUGAAUGGUGCUUUUUUAGCUUAUUGUUAUAACAGAACAGUAAAAAAAAAACAGUCAUUUUGGUUCAACCCUAACCCUGGGUUUUAAUAAGUUAAAUGAAGCCUACGCACAACAAAUACACAAUUUUAAUGUAAUUUAGGUAACAAAACAUACAACUAACAUUGAACGACUUUCUUUUACUUAUUUAUUUUGAAUUAUUAUUUCCUAAAUCGGAGUUCCUGUCAAAACCUCCUCUCUUCAAAGCAGCCACUUCACAUCCAGAUUUGUUGCUUAGAGAGGAAGAGAGGAGAUGGAAAGCACAGAAAAGGGGACUUAGACAGAGAGCAUAUGAGUAGUACUGAGUCAGCAAACACUGCUUUGUCCAAAAGGUGAAAUGCAUCAGCAAGACAGUGAGGUCAGCCUUGAUCUAGAUACUCUAAAAGCAAACAACAGUUAAGAGCACAGGAGACACUGAGGACAAACAUUUGCCAUAUGAAGGCUAUAAAACCUAAGUGCACAAGUGAUUUAUGUACAUUGCCGAGCGUACUGUACUGUGCGUAAUGUAUCCAAGCACAAAUUAGACACAUUUUCCUUCAUCCUUUAGCGUUUGUUGCUGACAGUUUAGCACAAUGUCAGAUUUAACAUAAUGGGUAAUCUUAGGAACUAUACGAGGGUAUUUAGCCUGUUUUGUCUUAACUGCUGUAUCUGACAUUCAUCGCCAUAUAUUGUACAUGUCUUUUGUUUACAAAUACAUACCUUACUGUGACAAAGUAAAAUUUGAAGAGGCAAUAGCAACCAGGUGAAGAAUAGUAAUAAAAUCCAAGUUUUUUUAUAAGGGUCAAAUGGGAAAAAAACACAUCAAUAUUUAUCUUUCUUUUUUUUUUGUAACACUAUCACACUUCAAUGAUGAAAAGGUGUGAUAUCACUUAACUCUGCAGGAAAGUCUCUGGUACCAUUUUGCUUUACUAUGAAUAUAUAUCAUUAUUUUUUUCUCUAUGGAAUGUCAGACUGAAUCCAGUUGGGAUAUUUAUUACUUAUUAAUAUUAAUAUAUUUUUUGUGUGUUUUGACUGCAAAGUUCAUGUGCAAAGCUGGAAAAGACAAAGUCUCAAAACCUAAGAUGAACCCAAGCACAAUGACGAAGACAAAGCAGUCUGUGGGAAUAUCAUUUUCAUUGCAUAUCAUUUACAGAGACAAAGUUUUCUCCUGUGUCUACUCAUCUGUUCUGCGUGUUUCCACUGUUAUCAUUCAUUAUUAUGUGCAAUGAACAGAAUGUAAAUACAAACCACACAGUUUGUAAAUAUGUUUAUUACACUGUUCGGGUGCAUCAGUAAGAAAAGUCACAAAUAUAGUCGUAGUACUUUAUGGCCGACAUAAUAGGCUUUUUGGAGUAGACAGCAUAUAGUUUAAGUACAGGAUGAUCAGUGUUGCAUAUAGUUAAAAAUGUUUACUCUAUAGUGCUUAUACUGUAAAUGUUGUUUUACAUAUUACUGUAGAUUAUUGGUGAAAUUAAAUGAUAAGUCUUACUGUAAAUUGUUUGCACUGUAAGUGAAAAUCUCAGAGUGGAUGUAGGUGGGAUCUGUCCGAGGCUUCUUUAUCAUUCAUUAGAAGCUGUGAAAACGUGAACUGAGCAAAAUAAUUAUUUUACAUGUUGAAACGGGUCAGCAACAAUUUUGCAGAAGCCUUAAAAGGCAAGUGAGAAAUCUGGUGAUCUAUUUUCCAGGACAUUUGUUUGAAAAUUAUUUUAUUUGUGAAACAGUGGGGGAAAAAAGUUUCAGGAUUAGUUUUUGUGUUUGUUAAUUAUAAAGUUAUAUAUAUAUUAAGACACACGUUUUGCCACGUUUUGGGUUUUUUGUCAGCAUUUUUCUUCUUUCUAUUAUUUAUUAUUAUAAGUGGUUGUUGUAAUACUCAUUUCAGCUGAAGUACAUAUACCCUGUGUUUACUGUGUAUAGGGAAAUUAAAACUCAGCUGGAAGAAAACAUGAAUGUUUUUAGUCCUAUUUAGAACAUGGGGGUGUGGUGAACUUCAGCCUCUUGUGGCCGAAAUUAGUAUUACAACAACAAACGCCUAGAAAAAUGACCCUGACAAAUAACUAUGACAAAUGACUAAUGUUUUCACCUGGCAAAACCUGUUUUCCAUCAGUGAAACAGGUGGAAAAAAAUCGAAUCUUUGAAAGUUUAUCCUCAUAAAAGUUUGUAUUUAUUUAUUCAUUUUUUUUAUCAGUUCUUAAGUUUAGAAAGCUCUGAAGAAAAUUAAAUCACCAGAACUUGUUUUUCCUAGUUGCCUCUCAGGGCUUCCAAAUAAUUUACCUGCUGGCACAAUUCAGUAUUUUACUGAUCUCUACUGAUAUUUUACUGAUUUUACUGAUCUUUAGUGGGUGUCACAAGUUCAGACAUGAAAUCACCCAGAACAUUUUCAGAGAAAUGUUUAAGAUGUAAACAGUCAAGAAUUAUAUAGAUUCAAUGAAAUUGAAAGAAAUUACUUCUUAAAAUCAGCAAAUUGAUUUACGAAACCAAGUUCAGUUCGUAGAUUAGAUAGAUUUCACAGACGUUUUUUAGAUGAAUUAAAUUGGAAAUACAUUUCUAUAAAUAAUGAAUUGACCCUGUUUUAUGCACAAACACAAACAGUUUAUAAAUCAUCUUGCAAUCAUGGACCAAAAAUAAGUAAACUGCACACUGCACAUGACAGUGGCCUGGUUUCUUUCUCUAAAUAUGGAUCCAGAGUGCUUGUGUGCCCCCUUGUGGUAAAAGAGUACAUGACAAGAGAUUUAAUUAGUAUUCAGUGCAGUGGAUCCAAGGGAGAGUCUAAAUUUAUCCCAGGCUGAAGACAGAAACAGAAACACAGCCUUGGACCACUGGCCUGAGGUUGCCUACAUCCACUCUCAGUUGACAUACUGGUCAAGGUGCAAAACUCUUGGUAUUAUCUUUAGUUUCAUUGUGUGACAAAUAAGGAUUAGCUAUAAACUGAAGGUGUGAAUCAGCUCACACCCCUUCAACUCACCAACAGCACACUGAUUUGUAAUGUUUCCCCUCUGAUGCAUAGAAGACAAUCUUUACAAUGACUUUUUUCCUAGCAAAGCACAGUGUUUACAUGCUAAUAACCACCACAUAAGGCACAGAACAAACUCAUACUAACUUAGUGACAGUAUGCUUUACUCGCUCUAUUGCUUAUACAGUAUUGUGUUUGGAUAAACUGGAGACUCUUUUGAUCUUGGCAACGAAAUCGUUUCUACCUCUCUUUGCACUUUGUUUUAUUUCCAUGCAACUUUCAUGCUAGAUAGAGUUCAGGCCGGGUGCCGGGGUCGUGGCCCUGACUACUCAUACACUGCUUAGUAAUGGGUGAUCUUUGAAGCUGUUGCACUUGCUGUGAAUCACUGGUUCGGUGCAGCAGCUGGAUACCAAAAUAAAUAGUAUAACUGUUAUUCUACGAUCACCAGAGUUGCAGUUGCAUUUCAUUCAUCUAUAACGUGGUUUCUCCAAUGCCCGAUUAAAUGUUUGUACCCUCACCUUCACCAAAAGAAUUAUCGAGGUUUGUAAAGAAAUCACCUCUGAACAUGUACUUGCAUAUAUGGAAGCCCAGAGGGGACUUUAUUACAUGGCAAUGUAAACUUGAAAAUGUCAUUUCAAAAUAGCAUUUAGUUUUACACAUGUACAUGUUAUUUGAGUAUCUUUGAGUAUUUUUGUUUUCAUUUUUACAUUUUGAAUGUUUUAUUUUUAUUUUUACAUACUAUUCGUAUAUUUUCCGUUGUAAGGUAGAAGAAGUCGUUUAAAAUUUACAGCCAUUUACAGCUAUAUGCUUUUUCUUUUACAAAAAGUUAGAAAACGGAAUUUCUAACAAAUGUUGCCUGCAUCAAUGGAAAAUUGGGUUACAUUGUUUAUAUUGGAUUUUAAUUUCCAAAUUUUAAUCAACAUUUGAAUAUUGUCUUUUGUAGAACUUUGAAAAUUAAAUAUCAAACAGCUUUUCCAUUUUAAUUUUUAUGUGAAAAUUAAAAUACAAAUUAGAUUAUUGAAUUUUCAUAAAUUUUUUUACUCAAAUAACAAGCACAUAUAGAAUAUUACAAUACGAUAUUGCAUGUAUAUCUUCAUUUUCAAAUUGACAUUAUAAUUUUAAUAAAGUCCCCUCUGAGUUUCCAUAUCCACAAACACACACCUCUGUUGAAUGCUGAAUCCAUGUCAUCGUUCCAUUUAAAAUGGCUCAGAAACGUUCUGCAGCUUGAUGAACUGUGCCAAAUCAUUGAAAACAUCUGUCCUCUCUUCUGACAUGUGUAUCAUUGAAUUAUGCUUGAAUGGAUGAAAAGACUUAUUAUCGACCCAAAAGGCAUCAAACCAUUCAUUUUACUUAAUUUUACACAGUUAUAAUAGCAAUACUACCCCCUUCUCUGUUGCUUUAGGCUUUGCAUUGGCUUAUAAAAACCCUUACACUUGUAACAACCUUCAGUGGUUACAAGUGCAUUGCAGCCACACACACACACACACAGACAAAACAUAACAUACAUGGAAAGAUAUAAGUGAAUUUCCAAUAAAUCUGACUGUAACAGAAUAAAUAUUUGUCUGUUUGUACAGUAAUGACAUCAGUGGUAUUACAGAUGAUGUAAACACCAUUUAUUUAUGUAAAAGAACUAUGAGGUAUCUCUUUGUCAAAGAGCAAACUUUUAUUGAUUAAUAAAGUUUUAUCCUGCUUAAUGUUUA